AUGAGACAUGGCUGGAAGAGCUUCGCUCUAACGGCGUGCACCCCCUUAGGCCUGCCGACGGACGGCGGCGGCUGCACCCUCAUGGCCAAGGUGGAGGUCAACGGUGGGCGGGAGGACCCGGUCUGGACCUUCCUCAAGGCUGGUGGGAAGGACGUGUCUUGGAACUUUGCCGCCUUCUUCGUCGUGGUCGGCCGGUUUAGCUCGCGGGAGCUGGACGCGUGCGGCGAAGCGCUGGCGGUGGCGGUGGCGGCGUAG
This is a messenger RNA of Emiliania huxleyi CCMP1516, 255 nucleotides long. RefSeq lists its product as hypothetical. The transcript is spliced from 2 exons. Bases 1 to 255 code for a protein of 84 amino acids. Lineage: Eukaryota; Haptophyta; Isochrysidales; Noelaerhabdaceae. The record is from RefSeq and is a predicted model, not a curated record.